Magallana angulata is the source of this 1230-nucleotide messenger RNA. RefSeq names its product spidroin-1-like. Lineage: Eukaryota; Metazoa; Mollusca; Bivalvia; Ostreida; Ostreidae. Bases 170 to 1075 code for a protein of 301 amino acids. The record is from RefSeq and is a predicted model, not a curated record. The transcript is spliced from 2 exons.
AAAUUCUUCUUAUUUUAGGUAGCCAAUCACAUUCAGUUUAGCUUUUAUCAGUAAAACCUCAUGCAUAUUCUUUCCUGAUUACGUCAACGAUCUGGUGUGUAUAUAUAGGCUGCAAAGUGUAGUAAUUGUCACUAAUCGUCCAGGUUCGUUCACCAAAAGACACUUCAAGAUGAUCCCUGCUGUUGUCCUCCUUUGCCUCGUUGCUGGCGCUAUCGCUCUGCCAGUCAACACUGACUACUAUCCUAAAUCUCAAGGAUAUGGAGGACAUAAAAUUAAUGGCGGUUUCAUCGGCAUCAACAACAACGGAUUUGAAAGCAGCAUCUUGGGGCUUAACGGUGGAAAUUCCGCUGCUGCUGCUGCUGCUGCCGCAAGCGGCUUGAACUCCGCUGCCGCCGCCGCUGCUGCCUCCAAUGCAGCUUCAACAGGUUUAAACAAUGGAUUUGAUGCUGAAUAUGGAUUGUUUGGAGGAAACUCAGCUGCCGCUGCUGCUGCAUCAUCUGCACAAAGGACAUCAUUCAAUGGACUCCAUGGGCACUCAGAACAGCAUUUAAUUGGCUCUAACUACGGACCAUUCGUUCAUCAGGUCCAACCCGUACAAUUCCAAGCUGUUCAACAAUUUCCAGGUCUGGGAGGUUCCUCUGCUGCUGCUGCCGCCGCCGCUGCUGGUCAGCAAAGUGCAGCCGCUGCUGCUGCCGCCGCUGCUGGUCAAAAUGCUGCCGCUGCUGCUGCCGCCGCUGCUGGUAGAAACGCCGCCGCAGCUGCCGCCGCUGCAGCUGGACAAAAUGCUGCCGCUGCUGCUGCUGCCUCUGCAUCUGGUGCUAACUUCGGAUCUCAUUUAGGAAUUAGAGGUUCCCAGUUUGCUGGUCAGAUUGGUGGUCAAUUUGUUCAACCAUCUCCCUACUACCCCAAUGUUGUCGGACAAAACUCUGGAUCUGCCGCCGCUGCUGCCGCUGCCUCUAACAAUGCAGCUGCUGCCGCCGCCGCUUCAGCUUCUGCCAAUGGAUUUAAUGGUGGAAUUAUUGGAGGAUCAACUGGUGUCAUUGGUUCAAAAUUUGUACCAGGAAAGAAAUAUUAAUAUGAAUUAACAUUUCAUUCGUUCGUGAAAAGUUUGAAGAUAUUUUUUUUUGGUCUGUGAUAUGCAUGUUUCUCUUAUGCCGGUGAAAAUGUGUAUUUAUUAUCAUUUUUGUUAUAUUUAUUGGUAAUCUACAUUCAAUAAAUAUAUUUUACAAA